This is a messenger RNA of Fusarium tjaetaba, 1566 nucleotides long. Its product is annotated as GATA transcription factor. The coding region runs from base 1 to 1566 and encodes 521 amino acids. Lineage: Eukaryota; Fungi; Ascomycota; Sordariomycetes; Hypocreales; Nectriaceae. Gene Ontology annotation, molecular function: DNA-binding transcription factor activity, RNA polymerase II-specific; RNA polymerase II cis-regulatory region sequence-specific DNA binding; protein dimerization activity. The transcript has a single exon. Gene Ontology annotation, biological process: regulation of transcription by RNA polymerase II. The record is from RefSeq and is a predicted model, not a curated record.
AUGGCUCAGCACGGCUUCAACCAAUUUGGCAACGGCCACAGCGGGGCGAGUAUCGACCCUAACGAUCUCGCCAUGUCAGGUGGUUAUUCUCCUUCAUUCAACAACUUCAACUCGAACUCUGGAAACGGCACAAACGGAUUCACGAAUAGCUCUGCUAUGUUCGAUGAUGACGAGCUUUUGGAUGGUCUAAAUGCACCUCCUGUUACUCAGUCCGGAAUCUCGGGUCAGGGCCAGGACUUUUCAGGACUAAGUAUGGGUGGCUUCUCUCAGAAUGCAUUCCCUCAUCGUAACUCGGGCCUGCAAAUCGACCAGUCACAUAUGAACGGGUACUCGAGUACCCCCGAUGGAGAUCCCAUUCAAAGCCCAUUCAAUACUGGUUUCAACACCCAGUACCGACAAAUGCAAGGCCACUCACUCGGUACCUCUUUGCAUUCCCCAUUAUCCUACAACGAAUCUCCACUGGCGGGCGCCAUGAACGCCGAUAGCAACGAUCCGAACUUCCUCAACGCUAAAGCGAGAGCCAGAAUGUCCCAGCAGAUGCAGCGGAAGACAUCCAAUAGCCGUAGCCCUAUGUCACCUAUGACCCCCAAAACCGCUACCCUUCAUGGAAUGACAAUUGGAUCGCAGGAGUCUCCCGGUUUCGGCGGUCAAGCCAUGAAGUCAGCCAAUGGGCAGUGGCUCAACACCCCUGCUGGAAGCAUCCCUGCAUCUUACAAUUCUGGGUACUCCUCUCCCAUGCAGCCUGGCAUGAAUCAAAUCAGUGAGGUUAUGAUGAAGGGUGGUACUUCGAUGCCCGCGAAGCUUGGUGUCGCUUCAAACGCCGUUUCCUCUCAGGAAAUGAAGAGGAAACGGCGCCGAGAGUCCCACAACCUUGUUGAGCGUCGUCGACGAGAUAACAUCAACGAAAGGAUUCAGGAUCUCAGUCGGCUCGUCCCCACUCACCGUCUGGAGGAUGAGAAGAUCCGAAAGCUUAUCCAAAACGGGACACCUCUCUCUCCAUCGUUGACUGGAAUCGCCAGCCCUCAAGCAACGUCUGGUCUCGCAGGACCAGGAGCUCGAAGAGCCACUGGAAACACCGCAGGUAAUAUUACUACAGGUCUCCCUAUCGAGGACAAGGACAAGGGUCCCAACAAGGGCGACAUCCUCAACGGCGCCGUCAGUUGGACGCGAGAUCUCAUGUGGAUGCUCCAUCUUAAACUUCAACAGCAGGAGGAGAUGAUGAACACUAUCGCUGAACUGGGUGGGCACUUCCCCUUCGAGAUGACAGAAGAUGAGCGACGGAUGCAAACCGAGCUCAUGGACGCUAUAACAAAGAGCGAGAACGGCACUUUCUCCUACUCGCGAACAGCUGGAUCUGGUCUGCGAGUCCCUCACCAUACCGAUUAUCGGGGCGACUCUUUGUCAGGAGGAGGAGGCAGCCUCGAUCCUGUUGCCAUCAGCCCGGAUGACAAUCUCGAUUUGAAUGACACCAACCAAUUUUGGCACGAUCCGGAUGACAAUAACAGUGGCCACGCUUCAGUCAACUUCAAAGAAGAGGAUGAAUAUGACAUGGAUCUUACGCAGUAA